Messenger RNA from Symbiodinium necroappetens, 666 nucleotides. Lineage: Eukaryota; Dinophyceae; Suessiales; Symbiodiniaceae. The record is from the annotation of a GenBank genome assembly.
AUGGACAAAGAUGGCUUCGAGAAGUUCCUGGAUGCCUCGUGGCGUGCUUUCCGCAAGCAGCUGUUGGAGGCCUACCCGGAAAACCAAACCAAUGCAUCUCCUCUGGAUGUGCAGCUGAAGCUCGCCGAGCUUGAACAGCACCUUCAAGAAGCAAGAGCUUCCAAGAAGGAGCAGCUCUUGGCCGUCGGCCCCAUUUCGUCCACAGUCAGCAGCCGGGGUUCCGGGCCACGGGCAAUGCCAUCCGCGGCAGCCCCUGCUUCAGACGCCAGCGCUCCUGCUGGGUCACCGCAAACGUUGACAAUUGAGACCGAGUCCCCGAAGUCCCCGCAGCACAUCGAAGAUACGCCACCACAGUCCCCGAAGUUCACCGUACCCUUCCUUGGUGCUGGGCUUCUUGGGCUCAGCGACGAGGAGGCACAAUCCAUUCGCCAUCGCCUGCGGGUGCGCCUCGGCGUCAUCUCUGCGAAGCAGUUGGUGUCGGGAAGGUCGCUCCACGACUCAGUGGUGGCUUUGGGCCUUACACGUUACAGCGUGGAGGAGAUGGAUGAGCUGGUGAACUUACUCGCUGACUUCAUCGGACUUCAGUUCGCACAGGAUCCGAAUGCUCAGCGAAACAGCCGGCGGACGUCGAGGACGGCGGCGACAUCGCUGUUCAGUUUGCAACAG